Messenger RNA from Staurois parvus, 305 nucleotides. The record is from the annotation of a GenBank genome assembly. NCBI's taxonomy places the organism in Eukaryota, Metazoa, Chordata, Amphibia, Anura, Ranidae.
AUGUUUGAUUCUGUCUUCUCUGAUCCUCACCUUCUUCCAGUGUCCCCCUUUUAUCUCCUGAUAAGACAUAUCGUGUGGAAACACUCUGCACAUGCUCAGUUUGGUUUUUUUUUCUUGGUAGAGUGCAUGUGAUCAGCACAGGGCCAAUCAGCACUGUCCUGACAGAGGUCAGGGGUUCUGCAUCCUCCUAGAGCAAAAAGAAAACUCCUCCUACAAGCUUUAGCUAGAGCUCAGCUGGACACUGAUAGAAGUCACAAGACUGCUCUGCUGAUGAGAAAACAUAUUUAGCAGUUUAUAUUUACUAA